CCAAUCUGCAGCUGAUCCCUCCUUGGCAGAUCUCCCAGUUCAGUGACCUCCUCUUAUCGCUCUCUACUUGCAGUAUUUGGGAGCUCCCGCCAGCGACGUCCCGACUGCUCCCCGCAUCUGCGUCUUCCCGAAGAAUCCCCUUGUUCAGAUAGCAGUGGCACCCUCCCGUUGCGCACAACAAACAAUGACGGAGGGAUCCAGCUUGCUGAAGAGGUGCCGGCGUCACGGGUGCCAUGCCGAGUACAGGGAGGAGGAGAACCAUGACCAGGCCUGCUGCUACCAUCCAGUUGAGGACACAUAGAAGAGAGAUCUCGCGCGGCUGAUGCAGACACAAUUCGCCCUUCUGCUUCUUCUGCUUGCAGGGGUGGCCUGUGUUUCACGAUCUCAAAAAGAGCUGGUACGCCUCUAAUCGAGGUCGGUGAUGGUCUGUGGUAUCUGCCUGUGUGCUUGUUUCCGCUCAGGACGUGCUGCAACGCCUCCUCAUACGACUGGGACGAUUUCAUGAAGAUCCCAGGUCAUAGGCAAGGGACGGCAAGGCUGCAGCCUGAAAGCACUCUCUCUCCUCCCGCAUGACAGGUUGCGCGCGAGGCUUCCACACGACCGAGAAGCCUCAGCGCCCCGAGCCGCCCAAGCCAGCAGCACGGGCGCCGGUUGCAGCUGCCCCCUCUCCCCAGCCUGUCAAGGACAUCAACGAGUACAACAGACAACAGGCGAACGAGAAGGUGGGCUACGUGAGCACUCCCUCUCUGCUGUCGUCCAAGUGCCUUGUGUUUCCGUGCGUGCAGAAACAGGCCGCGGCGGCCAAUGCCGCGAGCGCUCCCGACAGACCGAUGAAGCCCAUGGUAUGGAUGUUGCCAAACACGACUGCGCGUGUGUGGAUUCCAUUUGUUUGCGUAUGUGUCGGGGCGUAUGCAGGUGACCAAGUCUGGUCGGUACAAGUGCUGCAACGGUGGGUGCAACCAGGAGUAUGAGCCAGACGAGAACCACGACACCGCUUGCAGGUCAGCCACAGCCACAGACACCAACCCCAGCGGAGGGCGACCAUGAGCAUCUGUGUGAUGAAAUGUGAAGGUAUCACCCGGGCAAGCCGAUCUUCCACGACUUGAAGAAGUACUGGUCGUGCUGCAGCAACAUUGUCAAGUACGACUGGGACGAAUUCAUGCAAAUCGAACCAUGCGCCAUAGGUAGGUCACCACUUGACCAACUGACUCACUCACUCACUCACUCACUGACCCAUUGCGUGUUGGCUGCAGGUCGGCACAAUCCCAAGAUGGUCCCUGCCUAACGCGUGCAGGGUUUGUGCAGUGCAUGCAGCCCGUCGAGACUGUUUACAAAAGUCGAGAUUCUUUGUGUAAAUGUUGAUAAA
Messenger RNA from Vitrella brassicaformis, 1366 nucleotides. NCBI's taxonomy places the organism in Eukaryota, Vitrellaceae. The record is from the annotation of a GenBank genome assembly.